Molecule: messenger RNA, 5647 nt
Organism: Paralichthys olivaceus (Japanese flounder)
Lineage: Eukaryota; Metazoa; Chordata; Actinopteri; Pleuronectiformes; Paralichthyidae
Gene: sack1hb
Product: family with sequence similarity 83 member Hb
Biological process (GO): positive regulation of cell migration; intermediate filament cytoskeleton organization; signal transduction
Cellular component (GO): keratin filament
Molecular function (GO): keratin filament binding; protein kinase binding
Source: RefSeq, a predicted model, not a curated record
UCUCACCGGUGGGAAAGCCCUGCCUUCACAGACAGGAGCCCGCGCCCUCUUCUUCCUCUUUCAGCUCCGUGCCUGUAGUGGCGGUGGCUCCCGGAGGAUCCCACACCGCCGAGCGAAGCGCUCAGCCCCGGCCCCGGAGCUCAGUGGUGCCGGUGGAAGGCUGCACUCACACACACACAUACACCGGGGGGGUCAGGGUGGGAGAUCCGACCACGAUCCGAGGAAUGUGACGCACGGACGCAGGCGACGGAGCGACAGAGACGCGCACCGGCAGGUUUCACUGGAGAAGACGACACCGAGCUUCUCAAGACACAAACACAAAGAGGAGACGAGUUCUGCAGCGAAGUUACAGGAGGUUUAAAUUCCUCUCCUCAUCUGAAUCCUCCCCUUGGGUCCAUUUUCCACCAUGGCACACCGAUCUCAGAGUUCAUCCAUAGGCGAAAACCCCCAUGAUCCGAACUACUUGCCCCCCCACUACCGUGAGGAGUACCGUCUAGCUAUCGAUGCCCUGAUAGAAAACGAUACACAGGGGUACUAUGAGUUCCUCCAGACCGCAGAUGUGGUCAGUUUCCUGGCACAGCCAGAAAUCGAAUUCAUCAAGUCCACAAUCCAGGUGCCCAGUCAGAGCUCCAGCUUACCAGAGCUGACGUACCACGAGGGAGCUCUUGAUGACGAUGGCUCUUCCGACACCUACUGGCCCAUGCAGUCUGACCUGCCUGCCCCAGGGCUGGACCUGGGCUGGCCUCAGCACAGCUUCAUUGGGCCCACAGAGGUCACGACUCUGGUCAACCCCUCCGACCCAGACAUGCCAAGCAUCAAGGAGCAGGCCAGGAGGCUCAUCAAGAAUGCACGUCAGGUUAUUGCCUUGGUGAUGGACAUGUUUACAGACGUUGACAUUUUUGCUGACCUCUUGGAUGCAGCAGCUCGCCACAUUCCUGUUUACAUUCUACUGGAUGAGCAGGAAGCCCAUCACUUUGCGUCUAUGGUUAUCAGCUGCAAAGUCAACUUGGACUUAAUACCUAUGAUGCGUGUCAGGACUGUGGCAGGAACCACCUAUUACUCCCGGACGGGGAAAUCAUUUAAGGGACAAGUGAAAGAUCGCUUCCUGUUGGCAGACUGCAACGCUGUACUCAGUGGGAACUACAGUUUCAUGUGGUCCUAUGAGAAGAUCCACCGCUGCAUUGCCCACCUCUUCCUUGGGGAGCUGGUCGCCACCUUUGAUGAAGAGUUCCGCAUCCUCUUUGCUCAGUCAGAACCUCUAGUCAUUGACCCGUCAAAUGGAGCACUUACUCACUCUGACACCAGCAGUUACCUUAGCAGCCAGUUUGGUUUAAAGAGGACCCAGUCUUUGCGUAACCCAAUAACUUACCGUAGGCAGGCUGAGCUUCCUUCUGCCUUCCCCUACGGAGAUUCUGAUCGGAACCUUGCACUUCCCUUCCGGAGGAAUGACCCAUUUCGUCAUACCCUUGAACCUGGUGCAGGAAUUACAAUUGGAAAGUAUUCUCAGCAACAGUUUCGUAUGCAGCAGUCCUUCCUGGAGCAGGGAAGAUCCAUAGUGUCCAGGCAGAUGGAGAUGAGUGCCACUGGCUUCAAGAGGCACAGCUAUGCAGAGGGAACCCAGGAAAGCUACUCAUCUUCAAGGCAAUACAUGAAGCACAGGGUCAUGAAUAAUCUGGAUGAAACAGACUUUCACAGGGAGCAUUCCCAAAGUAGCCAUUUCUACAGUGAAGGGCCUGGGCCAGGUUCUGGCCAUGGACACUACGACAGACUCAGAGGGCGUCCUUCACACCUCUCCAUUGACCAGUAUUCAGAAUCAAGCUUUCGCUCAGAUCAGGAGCCUCCACCGGGACAUUAUGGCCAAGACUACUUUUCAUCUGAGGACUUGAUAGCAUCUGAAGGUCACCAGGCGCCUCCUUUAGCUGGAAGAUAUGGAGGAGGAUCUGCCCAUAAGAGGCCAACAAUUGGUCAGGCUUAUGCCUGCCAGAGCUCACCUACACAGCCCCACCCACCAGAAAAGAAACAGUUUUUCAAACAAUCUGAUCAAGAGCAGGAUCAAGAUCCAAGUGUUAAGCAAGGCCUAAGGAGUUGGAGAAUCCACUCCUAUUUUAGCACAUGUGAGGACGGAGGAGAAGAAGGCCUGCAUCAACCACUGGGGCCUGAUGCAUUUGAAGAUCAGCAGCCCAUUGCUGCUGCUGAAAAUUCAGGUUCUCGCUUUGGAAUAAAGGAGCCACCUACAGUUCCUUCAAAGCCAAGACCAGACGUCCUGAAACCACGCUUUGGAAAGCCCAAAUUAACUGAGGGCAGCAAUAAAGAAUCUCCCCCAACAACAACUAAUGAUCUGAUUCCCUCAGUCAGUGACUUGAAGCCAUAUGCCCUGGAAGUGGGGAGAGAUCCAGAGAGGGCAAAGGAAGUGGGUGUGGAUGAUGAGGGGAAAAAGUCUACAGAUCUCUUUGUGUCCAAACAUGAAUCGUUUCGUUCACGUGUUAAUCCACUCCUACAACGUAGCUCUCGUCUCCGUUCUUCGCUAAUAUUCUCAUCUUCCAAAGCAGAGAUGCACAGUGGUAGCCUGGGAUUAAAACCAGCCACAGAGCAAGAUGAGGAGUUAGACAAAGUGCGCACCUCUUCGAUUGUGGCCCAGAUACUUGAAAAGAGAAGGUCACUGUCUCGUGAGCCUUUUGAAUGGAGAAAGAAGGUUGAGGAAAAAGAUCAGGAGAAGGAGAAAGAGAAAGAAAAGGAGAAGGAGGAAAAGGAGAAGAAAGAGCAACUGGAAAAGGAAAAGGAGAUUCGAUUGAAAGAUGAGAUUAAAGCAAAAGAGGAACCUCAGAAAACUAACAAGGAUGAUAAAAGAUCUGAAGUCACAACAUCAUCAUCAUCUCUGAACGUUAAUGACCCGGCUAGUCGACUACAGUAUUUCAAAGACUUGGCUGCCAAAAGAAAAGCUCCAAAGAUGGAGACAGAGUCCGCACUAAAAGCCCCAGAGCCUGCUGAAAAAAAGCCAGACCUUUCUGAAAAACCUCCGAUAAAAACUACAACUACGAAAAUCUCAACUGUCUCUGUUGGCUCAGCAGAACCUGAACCAAAGAAGCCAGACAUCUCCUCAAAACUGGCAGAGCUGACUCGCAGACCCUCAGUUAGUUCCUCUAAACCUUCUAUAAUCUGUCCCAAGCCUUAUGUCAGCCCGAAGGCUCCAGAGACAUCUCAAACCCAGAAAGAGGAGACUGCCUCAGAGGGUCAGAAGAAGGAUAUAUUCAAGUCUCUAAAGCCUCUUCCUUCACCAAAGCUCUUCAGAAGGGAUCAGCUGAAAUUCAAAGGACUGAACCCUCGUCGCGUCUCCUGUGGUGAGGAGGUUGUGACCACAGAUGCCACAGAUGCAGAGAAGAGUGAACUCAAAAAGAUCCGCUCUCAUAGUUCUUCAACUCUAACACCUGGUGAUGGUAAGGAAGGUCUCCAAAAAGUUACGGGAUCCAAUACAUCCAUCAAUACACUUGGUGAGGGAAAAGGUGAGGGUAAGACACUCGACUUCCUAAAGAAGCAGACACAGAGGCUAAAGGGUUUCCUUGGACCAAAGGAAAAAGAAAAGAAAUCUUCAGGAGAUGAUAAGGGCAUGAGCAUGGUUAAAGAGGUCACUGAAGAUUCAAGCACAAAGCAGAGUUCAUCAGCUUAUGACACAGCAUCUACCACUACCAACCAAACUACAGCAAAUCACAAGACAUCAACAGGGACGUCAGGCUUGUCCCGACACCAGGCCCCAGGCAGCUCUGUUUUGUUCAAUAGCAACCUACGAGAUGACACCAAAGUCAUUCUGGAGCAGAUCUCGGCCAACAGCCAGAAAAACCGUCAAGAGCGGGAAGAAGCGGAAGCAGUCAAAGAUACAGUGGAGAAGGCGCUGGAGAGACAGAACUCCAUAAAAAAGAAUCGAUUUCUGCGACCGCCGGGUAACAUCCAGGAGCGGGAGGGAUUGCUGAAGAGGAUAGAGAGUCUGAGGAAGGAGAAGAAGGUCUACAGCCGCUUUGAGAUGGGGAAUAGCCUGGGUUAACGAAAGAUGGAGGAGCGGCCUUUUAAAUGGAAACUUUUUAUGCAAGAUGAUGGAAAAAAGACCCAUUGUCCAGCGACACUAUCAAAGUACCUCUUCGGCUCAACACUGCAGCCUUUCCUGGAUUUUCACACUGAGUAAUAAAACUUGAAAAGACUACACGUAUGUAUAAAAAUGCUGAAAACAAAUUAAAGUCACUGAGUUUGGAAUGUGCCCAUUUGCCAAGACUUGGUACUACUUUAACCUUAUAUGGUGAGAGAAAGAUGAGCCCCUCUACUUUCAUACCGGCUGCAUGGGCUGAUGCUGCAUCUACCAGAAAAAGGUUGGGCAUUUUACCUGUAAAUGAGCUUGUAUGAACCUGACAGAGAGUUAGCGGGUGAGAGAAAGAUAGUACAUUUUGUACCCUGGAAAAGAAAAUAGAUACACGUCAGUCAAAAAACAUCAGUAAAACACUGCCCAUGUGUGGUACCAGUGUUGUGUGUUUCUGUAUGUGUAAGUAUAGCUGGGACUUGUUUGAACCUGAAUGUGAGAGAGUGGAUUCCCCAUGUGCCAAUAACCUACCGGGGGUAUUACCAAGACUUGUGAGACUAUUAUUAAUCCAGCCGAGAAAGUAAAGAUGAGGAUAUGAAGAAAAGAGGGUGAUGAAGGGUGAACAUUUAAGGGCAAGUAUGUGAAAUUAUAAGGAGUGUGAGACCAAAUCAGGAAUUGAGAAAAUGUGUUUUCUAAUGUGUAAAUCUAAUGCAGAGGCAGCAGCAGCAGUAGUAGUUUUGAUUGUAAGGCUCUAAUGAACUUUAUCCUUUUGAGAGUGUUAUGCACCUUUCUAUUAAGGAGUGGACCCACUUCUCAGGGUCCAAAGUGUCAAGAAACCAUUUAGAGAGGGAGGCUCAAAGCUUUCAUCAAGGGAGGGGGGUUAAAAUAAUGUCUGUCUUAUACAAUGUAAAUACAAAUAUUGAGUACUUAUCUUUGACAUGAAUCUGUGUAAAAAAUAGACAAUUUUUACAUUCUUCAAUACUGUGCCCCUGUUUAUCUUUCUUUCAUGGACAAGUUAGUCAUUAUCUCUUAGGCAAGGAAGAAUAAAAGACCAGGUACAUUUUGCGUACUGGAGCAGGGCCAUGCCUCCUUAUGUAAGACAUUCAGCUUCUGAGAACAACGCCCUGCACAGGACUUUUAACUUCUUUGUUGGUCACACUGUUGAAUCAAAGAUUUAGUUUUACUAAAGUGCAGCUCCCGGCUCAUCAACCAUUUAACGUUUGGCGUGUUUCUCUUCUCUAAAAUCAAAAGUUAGGAGGAUCUUUUUCUAUACUAACACUUCAGGGGUUACAAUCUUUUAUAUGCAGGAUUAUAUUGUACAUGCAGUAUUUAUAUAAAGAGAGCUUGUUGAUAUUAUACAUAACAAACCUGAUUAAGAUCACCUUUGCUGUACUAUCAAUGUGCCUUAUGUCAGUUUUUAACUGUAAGCAUGUGGUCUUGGCUGUAAAAAGUAAUUAAUUAAGGGAAAACAAUUGUACAGGGUAAAUGUGUUCUUUUUUUUAAAACCUCAGAUAGUAUUACAUUGUAUUUGAAAUACUGCAAAAAGUGUUUUAUUAAAUCUCAUUAAAUCUGUCUAAACUGAAA